CGCGCUGACAUCCGGUGGGUUUGUGGCGUCAUAUCCGCGCCAAUCUUGUCCGACGUCGAUUUUGCAAGCGGCUAACGUCAGAUUGCGGGAGCCUUUGCGGUCCGUCGUUAUCUUGGCUUGGCUUUAGCCAUGCUCUCGGGCGACGCAGUUGUUGCUCAUCGGGACUGUUGGGCCUCGCACGCCUCCUGAGGCGGCCUCUUUGCCGAACGUCGCUGCGACGAGCUCGAGCUCGAUCUCGGCCGGACGUUAGCGUCGCUAAAGUCCCCGCUCAUUCGGCCUCUCGGGCUCGCUCGCGUCGCGAUGGCUUCGUCGUCCGGCGCCGACGACGACCUGACGAUCCCUCGCGCCGCCAUCAACAAGAUGAUCAAGGAGACGCUGCCCAACGUGCGCGUGGCCAACGACGCGCGCGAGCUGGUCGUCAACUGCUGCACGGAGUUCAUCCACCUCAUCUCGUCCGAGGCCAACGAGAUCUGCAACAAGUCGGACAAGAAGACCAUCUCGCCCGAGCACGUCAUCAACGCGCUGGAGAGUUUGGGCUUCGCCUCGUACAUCGCCGAAGUGAAGGAUGUGCUGCAGGAGUGCAAGACGGUGGCGCUGAAGAGGAGGAAGGCCAGCUCGCGCCUGGAGAACCUGGGAAUUCCCGAGGAGGAGCUGCUGCGCCAGCAGCAGGAGCUUUUCGCCAAGGCGCGGCAGCAGCAGGCCGAGCUGGCGCAGCAGGAGUGGCUGCAGAUGCAGCAGGCGGCGCAGGCGGCCCAGAUGGCGGCGGCCGGCGCCGCCCGGCAGGCCGGCUCCUCCCAGGACGAGGACGACGACGACGACGCGUGAGAGGCCGAGCGGACGGCCGCCGCCGCCGACUUUGACCGUUUUGUGGAAAUUGGCAACCGUUGUGGUUGUUGGGACUUUUUGUUUCUUCUUCUUCUUCUUCUUCUUCUUCUUGUUGGUCAAGUGUCGACGUCGCAGUAUUACUGAGCCGUGUCACCCAAGAUGGCCGCCAGCGUGUCAAAGAUCAUGAUCACAAUGCUGAUUCGAGGGGCCGUUUGUGUUCACUUGUUCA
This is a messenger RNA of Syngnathoides biaculeatus (alligator pipefish), 1054 nucleotides long. RefSeq names its product down-regulator of transcription 1 (gene dr1). Gene Ontology annotation, molecular function: TBP-class protein binding; protein heterodimerization activity; core promoter sequence-specific DNA binding. The coding region runs from base 301 to 825 and encodes 174 amino acids. The transcript is spliced from 3 exons. The record is from RefSeq and is a predicted model, not a curated record. Gene Ontology annotation, cellular component: negative cofactor 2 complex. Lineage: Eukaryota; Metazoa; Chordata; Actinopteri; Syngnathiformes; Syngnathidae. Gene Ontology annotation, biological process: chromatin remodeling; positive regulation of transcription by RNA polymerase II; negative regulation of transcription by RNA polymerase II.